GAUGAUUGAGCACAGGUGUUAGGUUAGUGCAAUCGCAGGCGCAGGCCACAGCUGGUCGUGAAGCGAACAGCUCUCUCGAGAUAACGCGAGAGUAUCGCGGACACAGUUCCGUGAUCUCCUAUCUUGAGCAGUUCGCUGUUAUUGAUCAGUGAAUCCCUAGUGAUGAUUAAAUUCUCACCGGCAUUUCUGAAGCAGUUAUGGCUGACCCUGGCUGCGUCACUGUCGUUCCUGAUCAUCGGCCUGGUGCGAGGGUACUCGUCUUCCGCUCUGCCGUCUUUAGAGGCAUUAGAGCCAACGUUAAUACAGAACGGACAACAGAAAUCAUGGAUCGGUGCUAUACCUCCUCUGGGAGCGUUCAUGGGUAGCCUGAUGGCAGGGCCGCUGAUGCAGAAGGCUGGUCGGCGGCGCACGCUGCAGAUGUCUGCGCCGCUCUGGCUGGCCGGCUGGCUCGUGCUGGGGUUCGCCAAGCUGUUCCCGCUGGUACUCCUGGGCAGGAUCAUGAUGGGACUGUGCGUUGGCCUUGUUCUGGCUCCAGCUCAGGUUUAUGUGAGUGAGUGUUGUGACCCCGAGAUCCGCGGGAGACUGGGUUCCCUGCCCACGUUGUCCAUGUCUCUGGGCAUCCUGUUCUCGUACAUCGCUGGCAACUGGCUCCAAUGGCGGUAUCUCGCGUUCUUCUCAGCUGCAUUCUGUGUGGUGUUGUUUAUGUUUCUGCUGCCCCUACCGGAGUCGCCAGUGUGGCUGGACGCGAACGGCUGCGACGCGUCGGGCUCUGUCAAGUGGCUACACCUCUCCGCCCGAGCCACCGCCACUGUCAAGGACGAACCGGACGAGAAAUGUGUGGAGGUGGAAACCCCAAGCCUGUUCACUCGCAAGGUAUUCUUCUCGUCGGCCGUGAUGAAGCCCCUCGUCGUUGGGUUCGCUCUCCUCUUCUUCCAGCAGUUCAGCGGAAUUGACGCCGUCAUAUUCUUCACGGUUGAGAUCUUCGAGAGUGCAGGGAGUAGAAUGGACGCCAUGACGGCCACCAUAAUAGUCGGCUUGGUGCAGCUGGUCAGCAACGGAGUGAGCACGAUGCUGGUGGACCGCGCGGGUCGACGACCUCUGCUGCUACUGUCCUCUGCGGUCAUGUGUCUCUCCAUGGCUGCUAUGGGAGCCGCUUUCUUCUUCGAGUUCGGGAAAGAGUCCUGGAUUGGGUACUUGCCCAUAGCGAGUCUGGUGGUGUUCAUGAUGGGUUUCUCGCUGGGUUUCGGCGGUCUGCCCUUCCUCCUUCUGGGCGAGCUGUUCCCGGCCCAGUACCGCUCCCAGCUGUCCGCCAUGGCUAGCGCCGUUAACCUGAUGUCUAUGUUCACUGUUAUCAAGACAUACCACUCUCUCGACGAGUUGAUGACUUCCGCUGGAACAUUCUGGAUGUACUCAUGUUUCUGCGCAUUGGCUUUCGUCUUCGUAUUGGUGAUGGUUCCUGAGACCAAGGGCAAGUCCCUGGCAGAGAUCGAAGAACAUUUCCGAGGGAAGAAGACGAAGCGGGCGGUGUCUUUACAAACAAUUUCGGCCAAUUGUUGUUAGAGAAAAUAUUUUUCCACGUGAAAUAUUCACGUUAGUUUAAUAACCUAACUUUUUCAACCACAGUGUUGAUAUGAAUCUACAUCGAGUCUGAAAGUGUUUUUCACUUCUUAUGUAAAUAUAUUUUUCUAAUUUGAAACUUAAGACUCAAAUCUAUAUAUAUAAAUUAGUAUAAAAGACUUCGUUUUUAUUUUCAAAAUAUAAUUACAAAAAUAAUAAUUAUAAUUUUAAAUAAUUUUAAAGCACGUCGCCGCGCGGAACGGUUCCAAGAAAGUUGGUAGCAUUACCUAUAUAUAUGUUUACUUAGGCAAAGAAUGAUUCUCAUAUUAUGCUAUAUAUCUACCUACCUAGUGUUAUUUAAACAUGCCAGUUUUAUUUUUAAAUAUACUCAAUAUCCGCAACACACAAAGAUUUGAAAAAAAGUAGUGUAAGUAGAAUCAGAAUAGAAAGAAACAAAUCCAACUUUCCUAUAGAUAUGAUGUGAAUCCAAAAAUGUUUUUGCUAUAAAAGUACUUUAAAAAAUAAAAUAGCAAGCCGAAGAGCAUCAAAGGAUCUCGAAUGUUACCAAGUAAUCAACAAAUGUGUGAUAUAAAACCUUUAUAAGUAGUUUUAAAAUCAUGUCGAAUAGAUUCAUAUGUCGACAUUAUAUGUUGCGUUUUAUUUUAUUUUGCAUGGUGCUAUUUCUUUAUUUUCGUAAAUUUCGCUUUUGGUGCAAUAAAGAGUAUUGUAUUAUAUUGUAUUGAUACACGGCAAAAGGUACCUAGUGACAACUUUCAGAGCUCGUCACCAUUGCUCAGUCGCGUUCCGUCACGUUGACAUCCGUCGACGGCCUAAAGCAGAAAACCGUAGAAUCUGUAUUCAGUUUCUACGCAUAUAGCAACGCACGUCAUUGUCAAAACCUAUAGAAAACAACGGCGCACGUACUGCGACGACGCAACGGAACACGAUUUUGAAAUGAGAGCAGCUCUUAUUAGUAUAGUAUGUAUUUUUGUAUAGGUACUUAGGUUAAAAUAUUUUUAAACCAUAACAUAUAAUAAAUGGACGUUAGUUGCCGAAUUGUUCAAUUGUCAAUAAAUAGUGUACAACAUAUUUAUUUGUAUGUAAUACCUAAUUAAUGUUUGCCAUAAUAGAUUAUAUCGUAUAGAAUGGAUCAAGCUGUACUGAAUUAUCUAAUGGGUAUAAAUAUCCCCUUAAUUAGUAUUGUAAGAUGCUCAGAAAAAAAUACAGUUAAUAAUUGCAAAAAUUUGAAAUAUUUCGUGACAUUAUAGGUAACUUAAUUAUCAACCUUGGCAAAUGAUAAAAAAAAUAAGUACCUAUGUGCCUAAUUAAUUAUGUGCUAAUAAGACUAUUGUACCUAGCUGAAGGUAAUAAAAAUAUGACAUACUUACUUAUUCCACAGCUUACCUUAAUCAAAUGUAUUUGCAAAUAUGUCAUGAAGAUUAAAUUAAUUUCUCAAGUAAUGGUGGAAUAUAGGCAUUUUAUAUCACAAUUACAAAACUGAUGAAAGCAUGAAAAGUUCAAAUUGUAAAGAAAAGUUAAAUUAACUCUUAUUCAUUUUGUAUCUCAAUCACACGAUUACUCGUUCUGUAUCCAUGUUAUAAUAUAAUAAUUAUAGUUUAAAAAUAACAAAUUGUUGUACAAAGGUUUUGUUUUAUUAGUUAUUAUUAAGUAAAAAAAUGUGUUGGCGUU
Plodia interpunctella (Indianmeal moth) is the source of this 3246-nucleotide messenger RNA. Its product is annotated as facilitated trehalose transporter Tret1-like. The record is from RefSeq and is a predicted model, not a curated record. NCBI's taxonomy places the organism in Eukaryota, Metazoa, Arthropoda, Insecta, Lepidoptera, Pyralidae. Gene Ontology annotation, biological process: transmembrane transport. Bases 163 to 1560 code for a protein of 465 amino acids. Gene Ontology annotation, molecular function: transmembrane transporter activity. The transcript has 9 exons. Gene Ontology annotation, cellular component: membrane.